AUGAAAAUAUAUACAAGAUUCAAUUUUGUUUUAAAAGUUGAUACUAUACAAUAACACGCGAUUCAAAGUGAAUAAGUAAAAGUGAACUGAAAAUAUAUACAAGAUUCAAUUUUGUUUUAAAAGUUGAUACUAUACAAUAACACGCGAUUCAAAGUGAAUAAGUAAAAGUGAACCGAACAGAUACCCAAGUAAGGCAUGCUAAGUUAUUAGAAAAGGAAAAUCCCGCGCAAACCAAAAAGACUUUUCACUUUGUAUUGGGAUUUGAGAGUAGAAUCUUAGCUGAUAAUUUUCUUUGCAGGUAAAAAGAAAAAAAAAAUGCAAAACAAGAGAAGAAAAUUAGAUGUCCCAAUUGUGAUCAUAGAUAUUAGUAGUAGUAGUAGUGAAGAAGAAGAAAAUGAUGAUGAUGUUGAUUAUAUUGAUAAUUACGCUUCCAGUAAUGAUGAUGAUGAUAGUUGUGAUAAUACGAAUUCGAAGAGGAAGAAAAUGAGUUUUUCUAAUAGUAGGAAGAAAAGGGAGUCCAAAAUGUGUCAUCAAUGUCAGAGGUCUGAUAAAGAAAGAGUUGUGUGUUGUUCUAAAUGCAAAGUGAAAAGAUAUUGUCUUGCUUGUAUCAGUAGAUGGUAUCCCGGGAUGCUAGAAGAGGACUUUUUAAAAGCUUGCCCUGUAUGUCGUGACUUUUGCAACUGCAUAUCAUGUUUGCGGUUAGAUGGGACAGCAAAACAUUUGAUGAAUGUAGAAGUGAAGUUCAGUGAUGAAGAAAAACUCGAGUACUCUAAGCACAUUGUACGAGCACUUUUGCCUGCGUUGGAACAACUUAAUACCGAGCAAAUGAUGGAAAAGCAGAUUGAGUAUCAGAUUCAAGGUAUUAUAAAUCUCUCAAUGUUUUGGCGCUGUAAUUCUUCAAGUAAAAGAUUCAACUAUUGCAGUGCAGUUAUUGUUGAUUUUCACCGGAGGUGUUCUAGUUGUUCCUUUGAACUUUGCGUUACUUGUUGCAAAGAAUUAAGGAAUGGCAACUUGCAAGCAGAUGUAUCUGAAGUGAUGAUGCAAUAUAUUGACAAUGGACCGGAUUAUUUGCAUGGUAAAGGCUGUAGCGUAACUUCAGUCAAGAAUGGAACUUGUGCUGGAACGACUAAGGUGGCGAUGACAUCUAAAUGGAAACCCGUGGAAAAUGGUGCCAUUCCUUGCCCACCAAAAGAUAUGGGAGGCUGUUGUAACGGAACAUUAAAUUUGAGAUGUAUAUUUUCUGAGAAUUGGAUAUCGCAGCUGUUACUCAAAGCUAAAGAAAUAUCUCAAAAAUGUAAAGUGAAGGAGAUGUAUAAUGAUUCAGAAUUGCACUACUCCUGUUCAAAAUCUAAGGGUGAAAAUGGUACUUCUGGUAGCAAGCUACGUAAGGCAGCUGCUCGGGAAAGUUCAGAUGAUAACUAUGUAUUCUGUCCAGCAGCUGUGGAUACUCGGCGUGCAAAUUUGAGGCAUUUUCGUGUAUAUUUAGCUAAGGGUGAACCAGUUGUUGUAACUAAUGUCCAUGAUAAUGCGUUGGGAUUGAGUUGGGAACCUAUGGUAAUAUGCCGUGUUUGUCGACAAACCAAGAAGGCUACUGAUGUUUUAAAUUGCUUAAAUUGGUGUAAGUUGGAGAAGAACAUACACCAGUUUUUUUUAGGAUACACAGAGGGUCGUUUUGACAGUUACGGGUGGCCUCAACUCUUAAAGUUGAAUGACUGGCCGCCAUCAGGUCUAUUUGAUGAGCAGCUGCCGCGUCAUGGUGCUGAAUUUUCAAGUUGUUUACCUUUUAUGGAAUAUACACAUCCUCAAUAUGGCUAUCUCAAUCUUGCUCUAAGACUUCCUGAUAACUGCGGGAAGCCAGAUUUAGGGCCUAAGGCAUACAUUGCUUAUGGUUUUCCUGAGGAGCUUGGACGCGGAGACUCAGUCACCAAACUACACUAUGUUAUGACUGAUACGGUCAACAUGUUGAUGAACACUCAAGCAGUAGUCCCAACAGAUGAACAACUCUCCGUUAUAAAGAAGUUGAAACAGGUUCACAAAGAGCAGGAUCAGAGGGAAUUUGCAGCUGAUAAUGCUAACAGGACACAUGAGAGCAUUAAGGAUUACGUCCCUAAUGUAAAUGAAAAACCUGUGCUGAAAGGGAUGAACUUUUCUCAGGAGAAACAGAAAUGUGAUGGUUUGAAAGUUGAGAAUAAGAAGUAUUGCCUGCGAAGUGUAAAAGCUGCUUGUGAAACAAAGAAAGACGGAGAGGAUAGUAGUUCUCUUUUCGGGCAGGAUAAGCCUGAAGGAUUUGAAGACGCAGAUGGUGGCGGUGCUCUAUGGGAUGUCUUUAGGAGGCAAGAUGUUCCUAAAUUGGAGGAAUAUCUCAGGAAACACUUCAGGGAAUUUAGGCACAUAUAUGGCUCACCGUUGCCGCAGGUUGUUCAUCCCAUUCUUGACGAAACUUUCUACUUGAGCACCGAGCAUAAAAGGAGGCUAAAGGAAGAAUAUGGAAUUGAACCAUGGACAUUUGUUCAAAAAUUAGGCGAGGCUGUUAUCGUUCCUGCUGGAUGCCCUCAUCAAGUUAGAAAUUUAAAGUCCUGUAUCAAUGUUGCUGUUGAUUUUAUUUCUCCUGAAAAUGUGAAUGAGAGCAUUCGUUUGACAGAGGAGCUUCGCAAGCUUCCUAGAAAUCACGAAGCUAGGGAAGACAAGUUGGGGGUAAAGAAAAUCAUUGUUCAUGCAAUGAGCCAAGCGGUGAAUCAAUUGGAGAAAACACUAUUAAACUCUGAAGCAGGCAUCGAUACAGGAUUACUCUUAUCAAGUUCGAUCAGUAGAAGUAUAAAUUCUAUGCCAGGACCAAGUACACCAAAACCUUCCUCCUCCGUUUCGGAAGAUCUAUCUAGUAGCAAGACUGACAAAAGAGAAGAAUAUGUUGUUCCAACUGAGAAUGAGAAACCAAAAACUGCUGAAGUAAAUCUACGUUCUCCGCUCCCAGUUCUUGAUCAUCUGUCUUCAUCAAACAAGUCUAUGCCAGGACCAAGUAUGCCAAAAUCUUCCUCCUUUUCGGGCAAGACUGACAAAAGAGAACAAUAUGUUGCUCCAAGUGAGGACGAGAAACCAAGAACUACAGAAGUUAAUGUACAUUGUCUGCUUCCAGUUCUUUCAGCAAACAAGGCUCAAGAGAGGACAUCGGUUCCUAGUCAAGAGUUGAAGCAGUUCAUCGAUAUAGUGGAUGUUGAAUCAACUUUCCACACAGUUCAGUCAUUCUUGAAGUCUUUACCAGAUCAGUAUCCCAGCCAACAGUCCGGCAGCCUGCAGAGCAAUAGUACUUCUUCAGCCCAAACACUUGCAAAGUUGAUAUUUGAAUGUUCAAUCAGACUACCUUUAGAGGCAUUGGCUCAUGACCCGAUAAAUGAAAAAGAAAUGUGUGGUGCAAUUGCUGCUUUAAAUGAAAAUCCCUCAUCGUUAUUAUUUAGCGAUGAACAAGCCAAGCAAUUGGUAAAACUCAAGUAUGAAUUCCCCGUCAUGGUUAAGAAAUGGAGGGAGUUGGCACGAGCUGAGUUAAGUUACCAGGAAUUCUUGAACAACUUCGAAGAGGACAGGAAAAAGCUGGAUAACUGGAUUAGAUCAGAAGCAAAGCUGAAGUCGGAGUAUGAUAAAAAGGAGGAACAAGCUAGAGAGCUGGAAGCAUUACUUCAAGAUAUAAGAACCAGGCAGAAAGAAAUCAUGGAUGAACGACAAGAAGGGUCUCAAGAAGCUCAAAAACUCGUGUCGUUAGCUCAAGAAAAAGCUGGAAAGAUAGAAAGCACCAGCAAUGAAUUGGUAACAACAAAAAUGCAGAUGGACGGGUUGAGGAAAAAUUGGUCCAACUUUCAGUCUACAUUCCCAUAGGUGUUACAUUCCAGUCUCUCCUUUUUUUGGUUCCUCGGACUAGAUACAUUUUGGAACGCGGAGUUAUAGUUCAUCUGUACGUAUAGAUCGUUGGAGGUUUUAGGCUGCUUUUGCCUGGUAUGUUGAUGUUUUUUUGUAGAAGAGAGUGAUAAGACAUAGUUGUGUGUUGUUCAAACUGUAAUGAUAAAUCAUUUUGCCUUCCUUA
This is a messenger RNA of Solanum lycopersicum (tomato), 4072 nucleotides long. The record is from RefSeq and is a predicted model, not a curated record. NCBI's taxonomy places the organism in Eukaryota, Viridiplantae, Streptophyta, Magnoliopsida, Solanales, Solanaceae.